GACCUCAUCACCUUUGAACAGAAAGAAGAGAUCGAGAUAGCCGUGCUAGAGGAAGACAUUGCCGCCGGCGUCUACCAGAACAUUCCAGCCGACGCGUAUUACGCGGCCCCGGCGGGAGGACAGCUGCCUAGGGAGGAGAUGGACCGGAACCGCAUACGAGAGCGGAAUAGCUGCCUAAGGGAGCGAAGAGACUGAGUAGCGAAUGUGACCCACACGACCCAUUGCGCGAAUGUUGCCCGAACGAUAGAACACAGACGAGGUCCGCUUCAAAGAAGUUCGACUUUCAUUUGUUGAGAUUGUACCCACAAGAGACUGCUCAUAUGAGACGACUCAGUGCGGAGACACAUCAAGCACUCGUUGUAUAUUAUGGUCCUCCGGACAAGGAGUUGAUGAUAAGUAAGUACUUAUCAGAGUGCACUACAACUCGCGUUGUGCUUGUGCAGUUCCAGACAUGAAAAACUGUUCACCCACUAGACUACAACUUCCAGGCAAAGAAAAAUCUCGACCAGCAUACUACGAAAAAUGUGUUGCAGUUACUACACAUGCGUUGCAAAUUUGGCAACCCAAGCUUGUCCGGCAAGACAGAGAAAGAAAACUGGCAAGAGCCGCGCGGGGAUCAACAUAAGGGAUUAAAACCCACUAAUAAAGUAUACGAGGAUCGUCUUAUUUAGCUCUACCUGAUCCUGAUGCAAUCGUGGCGCUCGACAUUACAGACCACGACCUUCUCGCGAUGAAAAUGAAAGAGUCAGCAAAAUCGAAAAGGAAGGAUCCCGACCUGUAGUAGUUGCACACCUGAAACAAUGAAUUUGAAUCUUCAUGUGCUUCUCCAUAAUAGUACUCGUCUCAGGCACGAGCACGACGGGAACGGUCCUGCGCAAAAUUUUUGGCGAAAGAAAAUCAUACUUAUCGAGGUGCAGUAGUCAACUUCUCGCACCGCCAAGCCUAGCGCGGACCUUGAUCCGAG
Amoebophrya sp. A120 is the source of this 964-nucleotide messenger RNA. Lineage: Eukaryota; Dinophyceae; Syndiniales; Amoebophryaceae. The record is from the annotation of a GenBank genome assembly.